This is a messenger RNA of Nicotiana attenuata, 2448 nucleotides long. RefSeq names its product ACT domain-containing protein ACR8-like. The record is from RefSeq and is a predicted model, not a curated record. The transcript has 7 exons. NCBI's taxonomy places the organism in Eukaryota, Viridiplantae, Streptophyta, Magnoliopsida, Solanales, Solanaceae. The coding region runs from base 148 to 1497 and encodes 449 amino acids.
AAAGAGUUCUUUGAUUUGUUGCGAAAGCAUAGAGAGAUAACAAUACACACAUAUAUAUAUAUAGAGAGAGAAAUUUCUCAGUUUUGAAAAGGGGAUUUGAAACUGUUUGUUUGUCUCUGGUACUGAAGAAAUUAAAAGUUGAAUGAAAUGAAAUUGAACACAGAAAAAAAUAUGGAGUGGCCUACAAUUUUGGAUGAAUAUGAAAAACUUGUUUUUCGUAUGACUACUCCCAGAGUCAUGAUCGACAAUGCCGGUUGUUCAAAUGCCACCCGCGUUAUGAUUGAUAGUGCUAGGAAGCAUGGAAUUCUUCUUGAAGCAGUUCAAGUUCUCACGGAUCUCAAUCUUUCAAUCAAGAAAGCUUACAUCUCUUGCGAUGGUCAAUGGUUUAUGGAUGUUUUUCAUGUUACCGACUUGGAUGGUAACAAGUUAAUGGACGAAAGUGUCAUCAGUUACAUCAAACAGUCACUUGGGAGAACCUAUUAUGCAAAUUCGAAAAGUUAUGAUGGCUUGACAGCCCUGGAAUUAACUGGGACCGAUCGUAUUGGCCUUUUGUCGGAGGCUUUUGCUGUACUAUCAGAUUUACAGUGCAACGUUGUUGAAGCUAAAGUGUGGACUCACAAUGGUCGAAUUGCCUCCGUGAUAUAUGUAAAGGAAAGCCAUACGGGGUUCCCCAUUGAGGAUUCCCAGAAGAUUGACAGAAUCGAAGCUCGUCUAAGGAAUGUGCUUAAGGGGGAUAAUGAUAUUCGUAGUGCUAAAACAUCAGUUUCUAUGGAUGUCACACAUACAGAAAGAAGACUUCAUCAAAUGAUGUAUGCAGACCGUGAUUAUGAAAGAAAGCUGGUGACUAGGACUAGCAAUGACGCCCCGAUAGUAUCGGUCAUGAACUGCUUGGAAAAGGGUUACUCCGUGGUAAAUAUUCAGUGCAAAGAUCGAACUAAGCUUCUAUUUGAUCUUGUUUGCACGUUAACAGACAUGCAGUAUGACGUGUUCCAUGCCACAGCUAAUACAGCUGCGGACAGGGCAUACUUGGAAUUCUUCACUAGGCAUACGGAUGGAAACCCAAUUAGUUCGGAUGCUGAAAAGCAGCGUGUUAUUCUAUGUCUACGAGCUGCAAUUGAAAGAAGAACAUCUGAGGGAGUGAGGCUUGAGCUAAGCACUGGAGACAAACAAGGAUUAUUGGCCAAUGUAACGAGAACUUUCCGAGAAAAUGGCCUAAAUGUGACAAGGGCUGAGAUAUCAACCACAGGGGAAUCGGCUCUAAAUAUGUUCUACGUAACAGAUGCAAGGGGGAAUCCAGCCGAUUCAAAUAUCAUUGAGGCUGUUAGGCAAAAGAUUGGAUGGAGUGACUUGAAAGUGAAGGAAUUUCCAUUGAUCAAUCAUCAAAAGGUUGAUACAGACGAGCCGACAGCUGGUGUAGGUGGGGCUAUGUUGCUGUCACUUGGUAGCAUAUUUAGAAGGAAUCUCUACAACUUGGGAUUGAUCAAUUCAUAUUCUUGAAGCAAGAAGAAUGAAUCUUAUCAUACCAACUUACCAAAAAGGAGAACGCGAGAAGUUUAUAUUCCUCCGAAUUCACACUAUGGAAGUCUCAAAGGACACCUAAUUUCGGUGGCCUGUAUACAUAGCUUAAAUAGAUCAGGAGGUCACGGGUUCAAGCCGUGAAAACAACCUAUUGCAGGCGGAUGGUAUUUGAGGCCACCUUUUGCCUACCAUAUUCAAUAGCUAGGAACAGUUAGAAUUUGAAACAUAGAGCAGGAGACAAAAGCAAUGUAACAUAAAGGUUGUUUGGCCAGGGAUGGGUUUACAACAACAACGACUCAAUUCCAACCAACUCGAGGUCGGCUUACAUGAAUCUUCAUUGUCUACAUGCUCCUUUUAACUAGGCAAUGGAUGGGUAUGCAACAAAUCCUCGGUCCCGAGAAAGUUGGGGUUGGCUACAUGAAAUUCACUAUCUAUAUCGCUCCGUUCAAGCAGACAGUGGAUGGUAUGAAACAACAAUGCUUUAAUCCCAAGCAAGCUGGGACCAGCACAUGAAAUUUUACUGUCUAUAUUGCUCCAUAAUAUUGUAAAGAACUUGUUACAGCAGAUAAAACUAUACUAAUUCGUGUAAAAGAUGCAUUUUGGAAAUUUUUGAAAAUUUAAAAAACUGCAAAAAGAUGUUUUUCAAAAUUUUCACUGAAAUCACUCACAAAACUUCAAAAAUAACCCAGACUGAAAUUAUGUCCAAAUACCACUCUAAAUUUCAACUACCAUUUUUACUUGAAAAAUUUUUUCACCAUUUUUUCGAAUUUUACAUUUCUUAUGUCCAAACGCCUACUAAAUGUUUAUUAUUGGAUACGAUUAUGAAGUUGGUAUUGGAUUGUCUGGCAAAGUAAAUGACUCCAAACUAGCACUUUUGUAAUUUGUCCGUUUAGAGCCAGCAAUUUCCUUGAGAAUAUAUGCUUUUGCUUC